UACUCAUUCAUCAUUUAAAUCAAAGUCUAUGCUGUGAUAAGAUAAAUUGAAAGAUAAGUUUUGAAAGUUUUAAAGUUACAUUGCACAGCCAUCAGAAAAAUACUUCCCACGUGAUACAAAAAAACCAUGUGUCAUGAUUAUAUUCUUCUGAAAGGAAGAGUCAGAAAUUGCGAUCCUGGAGAUUAUCCCAUAGAUAUUCAGCAAGCUUUGGAAAGAUCUAUAGAGUUUUAUGAAGGCUGCUAAUGGCUAGAGAGUUUAAUGACUAGACUGCAUUUAGUAACCAUGGUAAUGCUCAUGUUUUUCUUUGAGAAUUUCAAAUAGCUGUACAAUAUUACUAAUGAGAAAACUUCAAACAUAAAUUUUUUUCAGAGUUUUUCAGGAUCUGCUGCAUAUUUUAUUGGAACACUAUUCAACAUUAAAGUAUGUAAGAAUCAGCUAAUUAAGUGGAUGAUUUCAGAUAAUGCGGAUGUUGUCAGCAUAUUUCUUGUAAAUCUGAAUGGAUUAUUUAGAUGGAACAAUGAGGAAACCUUACUAAAUGUUUCAACAAUUAUUAACUCAUUGGUUUCAAAUUUUUGGCGUCAUCAGAGAAAAACUUAGAGUAAUGGUUCUUUUUACUAUGACGAUUAUGAGAUUAACAAAUUAUUUUGCACCCUCACCUCCUCAAUUACAUGUUCAUGGUAAAACAGAGAUUUUUAUUGAGUGGGAUCCUCCUAAAAAUCUUCUUGGCAGAUUAAAUUAUUAUGAACUUAGAAUGGAUAACAUGGUAAUAUAUAGAGGAAUUGACCGCUGUUUUACUGCGCAAGCUCUUCAUCCAACUAAAGUUUAUAGCUUUACAGUUUCAGCUUGGAUGAGUGAGGGUAGAUGCGAAAGUUUACCCAGAACACGUCGAAUCAGCAAGCAAUAUGUAAUUACAUCUGAAGGAAAUUCUUCCAGAUGUUAUUGGCUUUUGUGAAAAAUUGCAAGACGUAGUUACUUCUAUCGAAAGAUGUUGUUAAGGGUCGUUGAUUUUCCAGAUGAUAUUGGACAGAUGUUAUGAGAGUAAAAAAAAUAGAGAUGAUCUUGGACAAAAUUGCACAGAUGAUCUUGGACUAGUCCACAGAUGUUUUUGGACAGGUGUAGUAAUCUUUUACCCAAAUUUCCAGAAUGCUUUCAAGAGAAAUAGAUGACAGAGAGGUUUUGAUCAUGUCUGUCACCAAUAGCUCUACCAGUUUAUUUUUUAAUCUUGUGUGAUUAUUAAUUUCUAUAAUCAGGGUUGGAAUCAAAUAUGUAUUUUUAUUUGAAGUUCUAUUUUUAUUUGGUAGUUAUAGGGUAAAUUGGCGUAUUUGUAUUCGUAUUGCAUUUGAUUUAAAAAUUUCUUAAAAUUUUUUAUUUGCA
Hydra vulgaris (swiftwater hydra) is the source of this 1374-nucleotide messenger RNA. NCBI's taxonomy places the organism in Eukaryota, Metazoa, Cnidaria, Hydrozoa, Anthoathecata, Hydridae. The record is from RefSeq and is a predicted model, not a curated record.